UUUGUGGAGGCCGUCCAAAACCGCCUUUUGAGAUGGUGAAACCAGCAUUCCCAACCCUUCGUAACCUUCUUACUUCAAAUGUUGAUGAAGAGGUGCUGAAAAAUGCAUGCUGGGCACUUUAUUACCUUUCUGCUGGUGCAGAUCUGACCUCCAAUGGGUAUUGUACUAGAUUAACAUUCAUUCCUCAUCCUGUUGUGAGCGAUAGUGAUAUGAUUAAGGCCUUCUGUCAAGCUGAUGUUCUUCCGGUGCUACUUGAUCUCUUCAAAGAUGACUUACGUUCCGUAAUCCACCCUGCCAUCAAUACAGUUACAUGUAUUAGCGUGCUGGGAGACGAGCACCAGAAAGAGAUGCUGAUCGAUACCCGGAGCAUUGCUAAACGUAACGUCCUUGAUUGCCUGUUGGGCUUGCUAAAGAGUGGAAUAGAGGAGGAGAUGGUCUGCAUGUUUAUAGCUUACGUUACUAUUGGGAGCACGCAGCGGGCAAAGGUACAUAUCCUUGACCUUAAGCAUGUAAGGAUUGAUUCAUGAAGUGUUUCUUUGUUGAGGAAAAAUGAAGAUUAUGUUCUCUGUUAUUAGAUGUUCUCAUUUUUAGUUUCUCUACCAGUUUGUCUUGUCGAUUUUAUCUCAGCAUGUUUAGAGUGAGAUUGUGCUUUGAAUCAUGAGUUUUACAUUGAAACUGUAAUGGGAUAUCAUGUAGCAUUUACUGAUUUUCACAUAUUUAAUUCUUAGGCUCUGUUGUUGCUAAAAGUGUCCGCUAAAUUUAAGACCCAUGAAUAUGUCCUUAAGUUCAGAUUACUUGAAUGU
Molecule: messenger RNA, 803 nt
Organism: Nicotiana attenuata
Lineage: Eukaryota; Viridiplantae; Streptophyta; Magnoliopsida; Solanales; Solanaceae
Product: importin subunit alpha-1a-like
Exons: 5
Coding region: 33-527 (164 amino acids)
Biological process (GO): NLS-bearing protein import into nucleus
Cellular component (GO): nucleus
Molecular function (GO): nuclear import signal receptor activity; protein binding
Source: RefSeq, a predicted model, not a curated record